AUGGACAAAUACAAUAGCCACCGUCCACCGUCAUCUGUACGAAGCCUAGUCAACACAUCCAGCUUUCAUCAUGUUGCUCCAACAGUAACACCUCCUGCAUCACCUCCCUCUUAUCCCUCCCACCCGCCUGCAUCCUAUCCGAUCAGCCCACCAAGUACCCGCGCAUCAAUAGCGAGCGUAAAAACGAAUAACACGAACUUCGCAAAUGAGCAACGAAAACCACAUACUAAUCCCAUCAUUGAGGCAACGAAUUUACGAGCACAAGAUGAGCAAGAUAUGCAAAGCAUUCUCCAUAAUGUCCAAUUGUCGUGUCAAAUCUGGAAUGCCGAAAUCGAGCCGGAACACGAGACGACCGAUCUCUGCGAUUGUGCUGUUCACAAAUACUAUAAGAAAAAGAUCGAUCGACUAGAAGUUCAGGAGAUAUGGUCAAAGGCUGUUUUGUAUCCUGGAGAGAAAUCAUAUCAUGAUUGCACUCACUUGCGUCUGUUCAACAACAACCCAUACUCAACCGAGAUCAUUUCACCAUACGGCUUCGGUGGUGUGGCACUAUCCAAGAUUGCCAGAGCUAACCCCGAAUACCAUGUUGAGUUUCUCCACCAGACAAUAGCACUUAACACAACUCUCAAUGCCAAAGCAAAAAUAGCCGUUCAAGCUCUGGAGCCCUCUUUCAAUAUAUGGGACCUUGAACAACUGGAGUCGCUGGUCAAGAAUAUGUCUGGGCCUCGAGCAACGCCCGAUGACGAUACUCACGAUCAUAAAUUAUCCAAACGGGCAACUUUCAAAAAGGCCUUGUCGGUCAAGACAUCCGACGAGAGAGCUGCCGGCAAGAUAAAGAAGAAGUUUUCCGGUGGCUUCGAACUCCGCGAGGCAAUUCUCAAAGAAGAGAACGGUCGCUGGCAGAAUGAAUGUGAUAAAGGAAUAGUGCAAUCAUAUCAGCAGGUGAUCGGCAUUUCAUCGCAAAUCAAUGAGCUACGAAAAAAUCACCCCCUUCAAUAUUUGCAUCUUCUACGUGCAGGAUACUUCGAACCUAUUCCUAUAGCAUGGACUCGAGACUCUCAGACAUCCAACGUCCUCAAAUUCUCAAUAGAUGCUGCUGUGGGAUGGAGAGGAAUAACCCCUGCAUGGAGGGGAUAUGAAACUACUGCUGAAGAGAGACUGUACUGGGUGUUGAGCCAUCGCAACGGAGGUGGUGUUGUCAUGAAGCCUGAUAUAGUCUCCGCUUUAGACACGGCUCGCGCUCGUAUGGCUUCAGCUGUUGAGAUACCUCCAGCCUAUCAUUCAACGGAUGAUACUUGCCAUAUUCAGAACACCUCACAGGGAUAUUCAAAGCAAGUCAGGAAUACUUUUAGAUCCUGGAGCGGCGCCCUGUCGCGCAUGGACGAGACAAUGAUACUAUUGGAUGCGUCUGGAUCUAUGGAAUUCAACCCUGCACGACCAAAAUACAACAAGUAUCUUAUCACAGGCUUCUCCAAAGUGGAUCUCGCAAAAGCAAUAAUUAGUCGAUUCGUUGACGCCAUGCAAACCUUUAGUAAUUCAUCAUACGGCUAUCAUCUGGUCACAUUUUCAAAUCAAGCAAGCGAUAUAGGUCUUGUGAAUAGGUGGAACAUAAAUCAGAUCUGGGGAAACGUUCAAUUUGGAGGACGGACCCGAAUCAUGACCGGAUGGAGCAAGAUUAAAGAGUUACAUUUCCAGAAACAUUCCCAAACAGCAAAAUAUCAUCCCACAUAUGGGUGGCAAGCAGGACCUGAGACCCCAAGUCUAAGGCUAGUCUUGAUACUCGAUGGAGAAGCCAACGACAUGGAUGAAUUUGAACUUGAUCUUCUCAGCCUUUCUUGGGCAUAUGUCACUAUCUUUUUGAUCGGCGUCGAAGGAAGUCUUAACCAUCAUCGGCACGCCAACAGAUUACAACGAAUAAGUGAGAUCAACCCUCGAGUAUCCUUUGUUGAAGCACAAGGAAACAUCUCUGAGCGAUUUGUCCUGCAUGAACUCCUCAAAAGACAUAUCGGCCGUGAGAUUCCCAUGUCCGAAUUGAGAGACCUAGAGCAGUCCACGGCGGAACUACCAUCUCCACAGCAGGUCCGACAAGAAAGACACCCUUCAGUUGGGGUACAAAUUGAACAAACCCCGGUCGAGCUGCCUUCACUAGAAGAAACAAGACAUUGGCAAGUUCGGCAGCAACAUGGCUCAGCGCUGGUCGAACUACGGGCGGAUCGCGAUCCCAUCGAAUUACCUGCUACAGAGACGUUGUCGAUAUCACCAACCUCGGGACGAUAUUCACCAUUUCCGCCACCGGAUAGGCCCCUACCGCCGCUCCCUGCUCUUCCCCGGCUUCAACGUCCGAGCCCAUUACAUCCCGAACAGUCGCCACAGGGACCACUGCCUCCAUACUUUGAGAACUUCAUACGAUAG
Penicillium angulare is the source of this 2409-nucleotide messenger RNA. Its product is annotated as vWA domain-containing protein. The transcript is spliced from 2 exons. The record is from RefSeq and is a predicted model, not a curated record. NCBI's taxonomy places the organism in Eukaryota, Fungi, Ascomycota, Eurotiomycetes, Eurotiales, Aspergillaceae. Bases 1 to 2409 code for a protein of 802 amino acids.